Sphaeramia orbicularis (orbiculate cardinalfish) is the source of this 1787-nucleotide messenger RNA. Its product is annotated as myb-related transcription factor, partner of profilin-like. The record is from RefSeq and is a predicted model, not a curated record. The transcript is spliced from 4 exons. NCBI's taxonomy places the organism in Eukaryota, Metazoa, Chordata, Actinopteri, Kurtiformes, Apogonidae. The coding region runs from base 157 to 966 and encodes 269 amino acids. Gene Ontology annotation, cellular component: nucleus.
UCCUGCGACGCCUGUGUUUUCCCUGAGACGGACAAGAAAGCCUUAGAUUUUACCUUAAAAGAUUUAUAAGCGUUUAAAAUCAAAAACGUUUUCUGUACUACAUAUAUUUGCAUCGUCGAAGCGUGUGACUUUACGUCCACUUACUCUUCUCCUUGAAUGAGUGGCCGAAAAAUGCCCCAACAAGUUUUAGAAGGGAUGUCGAGCCGGAAAAGACGACCAAACUGGACAGACCAGGAGUGCCUUGUUCUUGCUAAGUUGAUACAGGAGAAAAAAGACAUUAUCAGAGGGAAAUCCACCAGUCGUGUUUCAGUACAGGACAAAAGACAAGCUUGGGAAGAGAUAGCUCAUGCUGUCAAUGCAGCCUUUCCACAGACUCAUCGCACAGUCAUUGACUGUAACAAAAAGUGGGAAAAUCUGUUAGCAAAGUCAAGAGAAGAGAUCAAACGACAGAGGAGGCAAGUGGGUACAGAUGAAGACCUUUCACUUGAACAAUUCAGCACCGUGACACAGAUAGUGAUUUCUGUGAUGAACCUCUCCGGCAUGUUACUGCAAGAGACAAAUGGUUCUUCAGCAUUCCAGAUGGAAAUUCAACAAAACAGUUGUGACAGAGAUGAAAACCAUCACAGUUUACUUGAAACUACACAAUCAGAGUAUGACUUCUCAUCAUAUGUUCCAUGCAACAUUCCAACUAAAGAAGAACCGACGAUUGUUAACAUUCCCAAGUUACUGUCAGGUCGGGCUAUAAGUCCUCAUCCUGUUGUCGCUUUUUCCUCUGGCGAGCCAUUGUCAACUCCCUGCUCGACUUCCUCCUCCUUGGUUAACAGUACAACUUUACAAGAGCGAAUGGAUCUGGAAAUUUCUGUGCUGAGAAGACAAGAGGCAGUCCUCAAGUUGCAAGAGGAGUAUUAUGCAUUAAAAAUUAAGAUGAUGAAAAAGCAAAUGGAGGGGUCUCCUCUAAUGGAGUAGCCUGACUUUGAUACAAUACUGUUGUUUUUCUCAAAAACAUAGGUAAGUUUUUCCUAUGUAGUUUAAUGAGGAACUAAAACCUAAGUCGAUUACUGUCAGAUUUCUUAGACAAUUUAUUUGUGGCAUAAUUUAAGGUGAACAAUCAGUAGUCUUUUUUGUUUAUUCUUUUUGCUAUAGUUUUUUCUAUUAUUCAUUAUUUUUUGUCCUAAAGAGUUACAACUUUCACAUGAUCAGUGAUUCAGUGUUGUGUGGACAGACGACACUUGUUUAAGACUUAAGGCUGUUUUUCGGUCUUAUGGAGAUUUCACACCUGCAAAUUUAGUUUGGAUCAAACUGGAAAGUCCAAAAGUCCAAAGCAAAUGAGCUGUGAAAGUGCCCAUCAUUAAACAGUACAAACAUUUUCAGCUCAAGACUCAAAAGCACAUAGAAAUUCUGUGCUUUCCCAGGAGCCAAACCUUAUAAAAAUACACUGUGAAUUGCUACAUUGAUGUUUUUCACUGUCAAAGAAAGAUUAAAUACAUUGACUUGCUGCCCAAUCAAGAUUAGCAACAAAACACCAACUCUCCGACAGACUACUGGAAACUUAAUCUUAGCUUUAGCAGCACUAUACCAGAAAGUAAUAUUAUUUAGCAAUACACGACUACACCAACAGACCAAAAUAAACAAACAACCAUAGCUGACUUUUACACCAUCAUAAUACUGUCAUUCUUCUAUUAAUUCCCAUAUUGGCACAUAUUUUGACAUAUUUUACUCCAAUUUGCCAAUUUCUUGACUCUAUCAAAAUGACUCUGUAACCCAUUUUGGAUUUGACCUAACUUUUG